AAAUAUUAUCAUGAUUUCCACUUUACAUUGUAUAUUGUUCACUUUGUUAUUGCAGAAUAUUAUCUCAUUAAAAUAACAAACAAAAACUGGGUUUUUCCCAAAUAUGGGAACAAACCUGUUCUUACCCAAUUGGCUGUGAUUCCUGAGGAUGGAGCAAAAUUUUGCUGAUGUGGAACUUCUCAUUCUUUUACUUUUGGUAUGAGAUUCCUAAUGUCAUUCCUUUUUUGUGGUUUUUUUCUGCAAAGCUGCCAUUUUGUUCUAAAAAUGCAUUUUUAUUGCAAGAAAAUGGGUAAAGAACAAUAGCAUCUUGAGGCAUGAACUUCCUCUCUCAACUAACUGUCAUUGUUCAAAUUGCAUUCUGAAAAACACAAGCCAUGCACCUUCUUCAAAUGGCUAAAACCUGCUUGUCCUGCUAUAAAUUCACCAAAAAUCUCAGUAAUUUAUUCAGUAUCUGCACUUCAAAUACACAUUGAGCUUCUGAUCUACAAUGGCUCCCUGGUUUUUCGUUCUUCUCUUCUUAGUCGCAAAAGCUCAGGCUACAACGAUCAACCAAACCGACCUGCAGGUAGCCAUGGACGAGAUGAGAUUGAAAUCUUACCAUGGCUUUGUCAUACUACUCAAUAUCUUAAACAGCUCCCAUAAAACCUUGCAAAACUCAGAUAUAACCUUCUUCAUGCCCAACGAUCAGGAACUUUCUCUAGCUGCAAUCUCACCAGACGGACUAGAAGAUUUUGUUCUAAGCCAUUCUGUUCCCACAGCAUUACUGCUCAACAAUCUUUUACACUUCCCAAAUGGCAGCUUGGUUCCAUCAAGCAUCCCAAACAGAAUGAUCAGCAUAACCAACUGCAGAAAGAUGGGCGUGUGUGUGAACAAUGCACGAAUUGUUACCCCAAACGUGUGCUUAACCUCAUCCAUAAGAUGUCAUGGCAUAAGCUCAACUAUCACAUAUGAUAAAACUUCCAUUUCAGAUACUUUACCAGCCAAGCAGAGUUCAGCUGAAACUAUAGUUCAGCGGAACGAAAAGAAAGCAGCAAAAUCUUUACAGUCAGCAGCAAUGAAGAAGAACCGUCCAUUGCACUGAAUCCAUCCACCUCCCAUCAACAUAGCUU
This is a messenger RNA of Benincasa hispida (wax gourd), 1109 nucleotides long. RefSeq lists its product as uncharacterized. The record is from RefSeq and is a predicted model, not a curated record. NCBI's taxonomy places the organism in Eukaryota, Viridiplantae, Streptophyta, Magnoliopsida, Cucurbitales, Cucurbitaceae.